Gallus gallus (chicken) is the source of this 2791-nucleotide messenger RNA. RefSeq names its product G protein-coupled receptor 25 (gene GPR25). The record is from RefSeq and is a predicted model, not a curated record. Lineage: Eukaryota; Metazoa; Chordata; Aves; Galliformes; Phasianidae. Gene Ontology annotation, cellular component: membrane. The transcript is spliced from 2 exons. The coding region runs from base 1148 to 2749 and encodes 533 amino acids. Gene Ontology annotation, molecular function: G protein-coupled receptor activity. Gene Ontology annotation, biological process: immune response; G protein-coupled receptor signaling pathway.
GCUGACAGACUUGUCCCCUUAACUGCAUCUGCCCUGGGAAAGGAGCAGGUUUCCUCUGCUUUUGCCCACCAGCAAUGCAACAGAGCUGACUGCUCCCCCUGGCUCUGCCCUGGCUGGAUCUGCAGGGCUCAGCUCACCCCAGGGCUCCUUCUCCUCCCGGUUCCCAACAGGACCGCUCUCCCUGUCCUUUCAGUUGGAUUUCCUGACUUUAAAAGCACUUCUCACUCUCCUGCCAGUUCAGUUGCUUAGGAAUCUGGUUGCCUUUGGAACAAGGUAAGAGCAGCACCUCCGGCCCAGCACCAGCCAGCCCAGCCUCCCCAAUUCCUGCAAAGAAGGCAGGAUAACUCCCACAGCCCUGAGCCUCCUCUGUCCCCCUGACGCAGGCAUGGCUCCCCCAGCUGCUCCUGGCAGGACAGAAUGUUGGACCCACAUUUUCAUCUUUGCGUAGUGGAGGGAUUGGUGAUGGUUAAAGAUGUUCCAGGGUAGAUGAUGCCGAAGCCCAGAGCAGGGCAUCCCAGCAGCCCUCAUGGGAAAAGGGACAACGGAUGUGGCCAGGGCGGGUCACAGGAGCACUGCUUCAGGGCCAACUCCACAGCACAGGGCCACUUCAGCACAGGGGCAUCAGCCACACUGGGGAACAGGAACAGGAACCUACCCCAUCCCAGCGAGGGAAGAACCUCUGCUGUGUGCAGCAGCCCCACACCCCCACUGCUGGCAGCACUGCUGCUGGCUGCGUGCCACCCCGGGACCCACAAAGGGGAAGUGGCUUCUGUGAGGGUCCCUUCAAACAAGGGCGCUCUUGUCUGAGAGAAGGGAAAAAAACAAAACGGGUUCUGAUAACGCAGAGAGCGACCUGCAGGAAAGCAGACCUGCUGACAGAGAUUUUUGCUUCCGGACACCUUGGCCGGGAAGCUGUGGCGAUUGCUUUGCCUUCUUCCCUGACUCCUGCAGGUCCUGCUCACCUCUGGCAUGGCCACACCAGCAAUAGGACUGCUGGUGUGAGGUGGGGUGGGAUGAUAGCACUGUGCCCAGAGUGGCAUCUGCUGUCCCACUGUGCUCAGCAUGAAGCUUUUGCACUACCGCAUCCCUGCCUGCAUCCCUGUUGCUUCCCUACUGCAUCCCUGCCUGUAUCCCUACUGCAUCAUUGAUGCUUCCCCACUGCAUCCUUAGUGCAUCCCUGUUCCAUCUCUGCUGCUUCCCUACUGUAUCCCUGUUGCUUCCUACUGCAUCCUUGCUGCUUCCCUACUGCAUCCCUGCCUGCAUCCCUGUUGCUUCCCUACUGCAUCCCUGCCUGCAUCACUGCUGCUUCCCCACUGCAUCCUUACUGCAUCCCUGUUCCAUCUCUGCUGCUCCCCUACUGUAUCCCUGUUGCUUCCUACUGCAUCUCUGCUGCUUCCCUACUGCAUCCCUACCUGUAUCCCCGCCUGCAUCCCGCUCCCUCCAUCCCCUCCCUCUCACGUUCCCCCCCGCACAAAGCCCUCUCCCGCAGCCCCGGCUCGGCCCCCCCACCCUCGGGGCCGCACUUUGGGUACCCGCACCCCCUCCGUCGCCCCCCGGAGCCGCUCCCACCGCUCUCCGCCUCCGCGGGGCGGUGCGCGGGGUCCCCUUAUUAAGGGGGAGCGCCGCGGGGCGCGGGGGGCGGCGCGGGGCGAUGGAGUACGCGGAGGCGGAUUAUUACUACGGGGAGGCGGAGGAGGAGGAGGAGGGCAACGGGACGGCGUGCGCCUGGCAGGCGGACUGGGAGGCGUCCUUCGCGCUGCUGCCCGCGCUCUACGCGCUGGUCUUCGUGCUGGGGCUGGCGGGCAACGCGCUGGUGCUGCUGACGGUGUGGCGCGGCCCCCGAGCCAAGCGGCGCUCGGCCGACGCCUACAUCGGCAACCUGGCGCUGGCCGACCUGGCCUUCGUGGCCACGCUGCCGCUGUGGGCCGCCUACACGGCGCUGCGCUUCCACUGGCCCUUCGGCGCGGCGCUCUGCAAGCUCAGCAGCUACCUGGUGCUGCUCAACAUGUUCGCCUCCGCCUUCUGCCUGGGCGGCCUCAGCGCCGAGCGUUACCGCGCCGUGCUCCGCGCCGCCCCCCCGCCGCCCCGCGCCGCCUCCGCGCGUCUCCGCCGCCCCGCGGCUCUGGGCCCUCUGGCCGCGCUGUGGGCGGCGGCGGCGGCGGCGGCUCUGCCCGCUCUGCUGCUCCGCGAGGCGCGGAGGGACGCGCGGAACCGCACGCUGUGCGACCUGCGGCUGGGCGGGGAGGGGGGCGGCGCGGAGCGGGCGGCGGCGGCGCUCAGCCUCGGCACCACCGCGCUGGGCUUCGCCGCCCCGCUGCUGCUCAUGGCCGUGUGUUACUGCUGCGUGGGGAGCGCCGUCCGCCGCCACCUGCGGCCCCGCAGAGCCGAAGCGGCGGCGAGGAGGCGGCUGCUGCGGUUGAUCGCCGCGCUGGUCGGGGUGUUCGCCGGCUGCUGGCUGCCUUUCCACCUGCUGAAGAGCCUCUUCGUGCUGGCCGCGGCCGGGCUGCUGGAGCUGCCGUGCGCGCUGCUCGGCCUCAUCUCCCGCCUGCAUCCCUACGCCACCUGCCUCGCCUACCUCAACAGCUGCCUCAACCCGCUGCUCUACGCCUUCCUCGACGGCCGCUUCCGCGCGCAGUGCCGGGCGCUGCUGGGGCUGCGCGGAGCCCGACCGCCCCCCGCCGCCUCCUCCACGCCGAGCGCUCCGACGCAGCGCUCCGAGCUGCCCUCCUCGGGGGGCACCAAGGUGUAGCGGCGCCCCUUCCUCCCAAUAAACGGCCGUGCCGCCCUCGGA